UGGGAAAAUAUUUUUUCUCUGUGACUUUUUGUAUAAAUAUUUUUAAAAUAUUUAAUAUUUUAUUUUCUUAAAGUACUUUUAUCUGAAUGUUUUACAUUAAGUGCUGUUAUUAUUGAUUAUCUUAUUGAAAAACCGAUAAAUAAUGACGAAAGAAGAAGUUGUUUCUAAAAAAUCAUCAGACAAUAAUGAUGGUGAAAAUAAAGGAUCAACGGAUGCUGGAUCAGAUCCAUCACAACCAAUAACACGUAGAGGUGUUUUAACUUCGUUUUUAUCGGGAAAACCAAUGGAAAUUCCCGAACAGGAUGUUCUGGGAAAAUGCAGAUUUGUCUCUGAAUUUGAGAAAUUAAAUAGAAUUGGCGAGGGAACAUAUGGAAUUGUUUAUCGUGCAAGAGAUACAAAAAGUGAUAAAGUUGUUGCAUUAAAAAAAGUACGAAUGGAACAUGAAAAAGAUGGAUUACCAGUUAGUGGUUUACGUGAAAUAAGUGUUUUAUUAUCAUGUCGUCAUGAGAAUAUUGUUCAUUUAAAAGAAGUUGUUGUUGGUAAAAGUCUUGAGAGUAUAUUUCUUGCAAUGGAAUAUUGUGAACAAGAUCUUGCAAGUCUAUUGGAUAAUAUGCAAACGCCAUUCUCUGAAAGUCAAGUUAAAUGUAUUAUGCUACAAGUAUUAAAAGGAUUAAGAUAUCUUCAUCAUAAUUUUAUUGUUCAUCGUGAUUUAAAGGUAUCAAAUUUAUUAAUGACCGACAAGGGUUGCGUGAAAAUUGCCGAUUUUGGAUUGGCAAGAUGGUUUGGAUUACCGCACAAGGCAAUGACACCGCGCGUUGUUACAUUAUGGUAUCGUGCACCUGAAUUAUUGUUACAGGCAAAAACACAAACAACAUCCGUUGAUAUGUGGGCAGCUGGUUGUAUUUUAGGUGAAUUAUUAGGACAUCGGCCAUUAUUGCCUGGACGAUCGGAAAUUGCUCAAUUAGAAUUAAUUGUCGAUUUACUUGGCACACCAAGCGAAGCUAUUUGGCCGGAAUUCAAUUCAUUGCCGGCCUUGCAGAAUUUCACAUUGAAACAACAGCCGUACAAUAAUUUGAAGCAACGUUUUCCAUGGCUUAGUGCCGCUGGUCUUAGGCUUCUUAAUUUUCUUUUCAUGUACGAUCCCAAGAAACGAGCAACCGCCGAAGAAUGCCUACAAAGUAGUUAUUUCAAGGAGGCACCACUUCCUUGUGACCCGAAAUUUAUGCCAACAUUUCCACAACAUAGAAAUAUGAAAAAAACCACCGCUUCAAAAGAAACCCGCGAACCGGAAGCACCAGUUAGCGAUCAAACUAAUAAUCUUCCUGCAAUUUCAGAUCUUCUUGGAUCAUUGGUGAAGAAAAGACGCGUAGAAUAAUUGAAUUACAGUAAAAUUUUUUUUAUAGUUUAAGGCAUUUUAUUAAAAAAUAAUUUUUUUUACUUGUGUAAAGUAAAACAGAAUUUUAUUUUCACAAAAAAAAUUUU
Leptopilina boulardi is the source of this 1482-nucleotide messenger RNA. It is a transcript of the gene Cdc10, whose product is annotated as cyclin-dependent kinase 10. The record is from RefSeq and is a predicted model, not a curated record. Gene Ontology annotation, biological process: protein phosphorylation; regulation of mitotic cell cycle. Bases 143 to 1375 code for a protein of 410 amino acids. The transcript is spliced from 6 exons. Gene Ontology annotation, cellular component: nucleus. NCBI's taxonomy places the organism in Eukaryota, Metazoa, Arthropoda, Insecta, Hymenoptera, Figitidae. Gene Ontology annotation, molecular function: ATP binding; cyclin-dependent protein serine/threonine kinase activity.